Molecule: messenger RNA, 5643 nt
Organism: Sander lucioperca (pikeperch)
Lineage: Eukaryota; Metazoa; Chordata; Actinopteri; Perciformes; Percidae
Gene: znf740a
Product: zinc finger protein 740a
Exons: 21
Coding region: 494-2479 (661 amino acids)
Biological process (GO): regulation of transcription by RNA polymerase II
Cellular component (GO): nucleus
Molecular function (GO): DNA-binding transcription activator activity, RNA polymerase II-specific; RNA polymerase II cis-regulatory region sequence-specific DNA binding
Source: RefSeq, a predicted model, not a curated record
GAUUGAGCCACUAAAACUACCACAAUAUGUCUGCAUAUCCCUAUUUUCUGUCAUUUUAGUGUCCACUCCUUCCUUAUUAUCUGCGUCUUUUCAGUCGUCGUCUGAAUCUGCUACAGACACGCCAGCUACCCCACAACAACAUUUAAAGGCGUACAAUCUUCACAACAAUAUAAAAAUGCAUUAACAAACAGAUUUUGUCCGCACUUAAACCAACGCGCUCUUUUCACUGGGAGCUGGUCGAAGAAGAUGACCCUUUUCUCUUCGCUUGAGAAAGCUUUGCUGCUGUGUGGGGGAGAGAGAGGGUUACAUCCUGUGGCGUUUCCUGUGUUUGUAAACUAGACGGUCUUGAAAACGUCGGGCGAGUGAACCUGAAAGUUUUAAUGCUAGAUGAGUGAGGUGGGUGUGGCUUCCCACCAGCCCGACCAUCCUGACUGACGGAUCUCUGGAUGACCUUGUCCCCACCCCUGUCCCUGCGCUCACAUACACCACAGCAAUGUCACAUCUGCCCAGCAGCUCAGUCCGCGACCAUAUGAAAUGGGCGGGGCUGCUUGGCUGCGAGGCUGUCCUCUCCAGCAUGGCCCUAAUGCAGGCCAGCUCCAUGGCCGCUCCGCCCAAAAAAAUGAUGGCUCCACUUGGCCAUGGACCACCGCAGAGAGAGGGACCUGAUCGUGCGCCCCAGAGCCAUAUGAUCCUCCCAUCCGGAAUGAGCUGUCCACCCCUGGUUAGGACCCACUUCGGAAAUCUUAUCCGGAAGGAAGGUGAAUUCCAAGCUCCCCGCCUGCUGGAUGAGAAAGAGAUGAGGGCCAACGAGGACAUGCAGCAGAAAAAAAAGAACAGGAAAUCAGUUACGCCCUGCAAAGUGAGAGAACAAGAAGGAAGGGGAGGGAAGGGCACAGGUGGAGAUGAGAAUGGUCCAUCAUCCAAAGUGCAGAAAAACUUUAUUUGUGAUCACUGUUACGGAGCAUUUAGAAGUGGAUACCACCUGAAGAGACACAUCCUCAUUCAUACAGGGGAGAAGCCGUAUGCUUGUGCCGUAUGUGACAUGAGGUUUAUUCAGCGUUACCACCUGGAGAGACACAGCCUCAUUCACACGGGGGUGAAGCCGUACGCUUGUUCCAUGUGUGACAUGAGGUUUUUCCAGCGUUACCACCUGGAGAGACACAGACUCACUCAUACGGGGGUGAAGCCGUACGCUUGCUCCAUGUGUGACAUGAGGUUCUUCCAACGUUACCAUCUGGCAAGACACAGCCUCACUCAUACUGGGGUGAAGCCAUACGCUUGCUCCAUGUGUGACAUGAGAUUUUUCCAACGCUACCACUUGGCAAGGCACAGCCUCACUCACACGGGGGUGAAGCCAUAUGCUUGCUCCAUGUGUGAUAUGAGAUUUUUCCAGAGAUACCACCUGGCAAGACACACUCUCACCCAUACGGGGGUGAAGCCAUACGCUUGCUCCAUGUGUGACAUGAGGUUCUUCCAGCGUUACCAUUUGGCAAGACACAGCCUCACUCAUACUGGGGUGAAGCCGUAUGCUUGUACCAUGUGUGACAUGAGGUUUAUACAACGUUACCAACUGGAGAGACACAGUCUUACUCAUACGGGGGUGAAGCCGUACGCUUGCACCAUGUGUGACAAGAGGUUUUUUCAGCGCUACCACCUGGCAAGACACAGCCUCACUCAUAUGGGUGUGAAACCUUAUGCUUGCACCAUGUGUGACAUGAAGUUUUUUCAGCGUUACCACCUGGCGAGACACAGCCUCACUCAUACGGGUGUGAAACCUUAUGCUUGCACCAUGUGUGACAAGAGGUUUUUUCAGCGCUACCACCUGGCGAGACACAGCCUCACUCAUAUGGGUGUGAAACCUUUUGCUUGCACCAUGUGUGACAUGAGGUUUGUUCAGCGUUACCACCUGGCGAGACACAGCCUCACUCAUACGGGUGUGAAACCUUAUGCUUGCACCAUGUGUGACAAGAGGUUUUUUCAGCGCUACCACCUGGCGAGACACAGCCUCACUCAUAUGGGUGUGAAACCUUUUGCUUGCACCAUGUGUGACAUGAGGUUUGUUCAGCGCUACCACCUGGCGAGACACAGCCUCACUCAUACGGGGGUGAAGCCGUAUGCUUGUUCCAUGUGUGACAUGAGGUUUAUUCAGCGUAACCACCUGGAGAGACACAGCCUCACUCAUACGGGAGAGAAGCCAUUUGCUUGUGACAUGUGUGAUAUGAGGUUUAUCCAGCGCUACCACCUUGAGAGACACAAGCGUGUCCAUAGUGGGGAGAAGCCUUACCAGUGUGAACGGUGCCAGCAGAACUUUUCACGGACAGACCGGCUACUGCGGCAUCGGCGGUUGUGUCAGGGUCGCGGCGUAGCCAAAGUAGAGAACCAGCCAUGCUGCGAACCACGCCCAUACCCCCAAGAACCCCCACCCGCACCCCAAACCUGGAGUCCCCUGCACCCCCCUCCAGGCCGACUGGCGGUUUGACAUUCCACCUUCCGUACAUCCACAACACCGCCGAGACGGGACAAGCCACAGGGUUUCUUCUUCUCAGCUCUGUACUGAGUGACACCACGCUCUAGCACAGACUGAUCUUGCAGCUCUAGUCUUGGGAUUACUAACGACAGAGGGACAUUUGUGUUUUUUGUUUUGUUGACUUUUUACUGUUUCUUUUACCUUCCUGUUUUUUUAAAGACGAGACUUUUCUGUGAUGAACAGUGGUCCUGUUUUGUACUUAAUCUAUUUGAUUUUUGAAACAAAAAAAAAAAAGGUUUUUAUUGUUCAAAUAUAUCUGCAUUUGGUGGUACUCGGGAACGGCUAUGGGUAUUGUUUAUCCUGAUGUGUUAGCAACAAAAUGGGAUGAAGUGGUGAGAGAAAAGUAUUUGAGCUUCUUUCUAAUUGUUCCUCAUGUGGCCCAUUUUGACUCAAAAAGAUUCUCACUUAGGUCAGAAUUUAUAAAACUGAACUUUCCUUCCAGGUGAAGCAAGGAAACCACUCUGACAUCUCAUGGAGGCCAGAUCCUGCUUGCCAUUGUCACUAACUUAGUGCUAAGCAUUACGACAUUUCAAUUAAAGCAGUAUCUGAUCUAAAUAUAAUUCAAACUACAGGAUUUCCCUGACUUUAUCAACUUAGGAGGUACAAUUUUAUUGAUUACUUUGUAUACAUAAUUGAAAAUGUUUAUUGUUUUACUAUGGGACUUAAGUGGUGAUUGUUUUUUGUGCACAAAAUGGGCCAAAAAAAAAAAAACUCAUUAGAAAUGGGUUCAAAUACGGUCUUCCAUCGUUUCAGUGAAAUCAUAAGGAAACCUGAGUAACUUGUGUUUAUUUAAAAAAAAAAAAAAAAAAAAAAAAAAAAGUAAUAUCAGACCGCGCUUCAUAACUGUAAACCAGGACUUCCAAGAAGUGGCUGAUGAGAGGGGCAGCCUGCAGUUGACUGGCUCUGUGUACGACAUGAAGGCUGGGUCACAGGAGUAUCACCUGUGGAUCUCAUGUUCUGUGAUGUGCUGAUGACUCAGGAAAUGGCACAGGAUGGCAACCUUGGCAAGUCGUCCUCCCACACUUACCGAGAGUUACUGCAAGUUCAGCUGUGUAUGUAUACAGUAUAUAUACGCAGAGAUCCCCAGUACGUAACAGAAAAGUGUCUCUCCUUGCUCUGUCCAUAGAUUCUGAUCUAAAAUGGCACAGGUUGGCCACUUGAAUUCCCAUUAUGUUGUUUGUACAGAUACUCUCAUUGUGAGAUUAUCGGGGGUAUACAAAAUCUUGUGGCCUUAGUGUGUAUCUUUAUUUUUAUUUUUUUUCCAUUUGCCUUUUUUCUCAACAGUUUAUUAUUGUGGAUCAGACGUAUUUAAGACGAGACAGCCUUUCAUCAUCAUGGUUUUUUUGUUUUCUCUUUUUUCCUAAAGCUGUCAUGGUUACAGAAUGUUGAUGGCUUCAGUGGCGCUAAAACAGACAAAUGUGUUCUCCUGUCGAGAGAGGUUGUCUUUUCAUGAUGAUAAUGAAUAUUUUGGGUCAUUGUUACUGAUUACAGUGUAACGCAGUAUGUGAAGCCCCCGGCAGUUUGACAGUCCUUGUGAGAAGUCUAGUGCUAAAUUGUUUCCCACUGCAGUGCUAUGGCUGGUCGCACGCCAUAGCAGAAUCAACACUUGCUUGACUCUACUACACACUAACAAUUGCCUUUUUUUUAUCCAAAUAUUAUGUGGUUGGUGUGUAAUAAUGAGUGUCUGUCAUGUCCUUGGGUUUAGCCUUAAGUAAGUGCGGAUACACAAAUAAUCAUUGUAGUACUAAAUGAUACUGUAACAAACCAUUUCUUUUACGUAUGAACUUUGAUCGUACUGUGUGAAAGUCUUUGAAGGUCAGACAGCAGAGAACGGGUUGACCACUUCCCGCUGAGAAAGUUUCUCAAACUUGAUCCUUUCGGUGACUGGUGAGCUAGUGAUUGCGUUGUCCUAACUGUUCUGUUGAAGCCAGAAAUGUAAGUGCUAGGUGAGAGGAUUUGGCUGAACAUACAUGUACAUAUCUAGACAUUACAACUGCUCUUUGAUGUCAGAGCAAGUAACAAAACCCAUCAUGGUUGAUUUCAGGGGACGAGAAAAUGUUUUUUUUUUUUUUUUUCCCCCCUGUUUGUUUUUUAAUUUGUUUAAUGUAAAAGGCCCAGGUAAGCUUUAGUUAAUGUGGAGAUGGAAUCCCAGAGUGCAUUAUCUGGUGUCUGAUUUCUAGGAUGAACAGAUGUUUGUGUUCAAUACAAGUAAGGAGCAGAUUACUGAGUUCAGUAAUAUUUUACCAAAAGUAUUAUUGGGGAAAAUUAGGAAAGGAAAGGUCCAUUGAUAUCAAGGAAAAGUUGUGCGGCGGUGUUUAAUUGUGUACAGAGAUGGGAUUCGGUUUGUGUGUUUUGAUAAGAUAAAGUAAAUCCAGUGGCAGCAAAGGCAGCAAGUUUGAGAAAUACAUUCAUUUGCUCUGGAAAGACUAUUCCAAAUGUGGAAGGGACACUGCUGGUGCGAGCACGUACUAAAAUGGCUGAUGGGCAAUACAUUAUAUAGUUGACAUCACUUGUUAAUACCUUUUUUGUCUUUUAUUGUUUUUAGUAUUAUCAAUCUCAUUGUUAAAAUGCAAUAGAGUCCUUGAGUCGCAGAUCAUUUGUUUAUAAGAUUGAGGUUUAAUUUUUCAGGCAGAUCCGAGGAUUUAUUUGUCUGAGAAUUUCUCAUAACAUUUUGAUUGUUUCGAGGACCUUUUUUAUUCUGAUGAAAUUGUAAACACUGGAGUGAAAGGAAAAAAAAAAAGACAGAUGGAUAUUUUUUCCUUCAGACUGUGCUAGAUUUUAGGUUUUAGACCAAGCCUAUUUCUCCUCAACUUGACACAGAAGGUGGACAGAACAAUUUGGAUCAGUACAGUUGAGAGCCCAGUAUGUUCGGUAAUUUAGAGGCAGUAGUACCACAAGAAAAUGUUUUCUUUCUUAUACGAAGUCCCUGGUAUUUGUAGUAAAUUAUAUUGAUAAUGGUAUUAGAUGAACAACAGCAUAACAGUAGCUAUCACAGAUUAGUUGUUUUCUUUAUUAGUCUUGCAUGCAGAGUUAUGGUCCUCAGUUAAGAUAGGAUCUUGAUAUUGAUUAUUUUGUGUAGGAAAAUGAGUGCAUAAGAAUAACUUCCUAAAAAAAAA